Molecule: messenger RNA, 309 nt
Organism: Nannizzia gypsea CBS 118893
Lineage: Eukaryota; Fungi; Ascomycota; Eurotiomycetes; Onygenales; Arthrodermataceae
Exons: 2
Coding region: 1-309 (102 amino acids)
Source: RefSeq, a predicted model, not a curated record
AUGAAUCGAUUGGGAAAGGAAAAGGAAUAUUUAGGGCAGAGAAGAAGGGAAACUGGCAGAGCAAGCGAUCGAUGGGGGAGGGAGAGAGGGGAGCAAAAGGGAGAAAAACAGACGACAACUGGCAAGGGGAGAAGGGAGAAAAGAGAGGUCGAAGUAUGGAUGGAAGGGACGGAGACGAACCACGCAGAGCCGAUCGAAAAUUUGGGAGGAUGCAAUGCGGCGGCCAAUAGGCUUGCACAGGUGGCAGUCCAGAGAGUGGACUGGAAACAAGGGCAGGAAGACGAACUGGGUCGUAUUUUUUAUGACUGA